This is a messenger RNA of Sodiomyces alkalinus F11, 453 nucleotides long. RefSeq lists its product as hypothetical. The transcript has a single exon. The record is from RefSeq and is a predicted model, not a curated record. Bases 94 to 324 code for a protein of 76 amino acids. Lineage: Eukaryota; Fungi; Ascomycota; Sordariomycetes; Glomerellales; Plectosphaerellaceae.
AAAAGAAAAAAAAGGGGGGGGGGGGGGGGCGUGAUCGAUUGGCGACUAGCCUGGUCCGGAAGAGGGAGUAUACUUCUCUGCAGCUAAUUCUCAAUGACUUCGGGCGUCCUGACGGCAUUUCGCAGUAUACCGCAGUGGGUUUUGUAUGGGCAUCAGUUUUGGGCCGUCAGAUUCUAUUUGUUUGUUUGUUUUCCCCAGGAAACAGUAAGGCCGGGGAGAUGUCACGAAACAAGACUAGAAGUAUGGACCAACGAAUGGUCCUUUGUCACGACAAGACGGUCUGGCAAGGCAAUUGUCAAGAGGCGGGAAUUUCUGCCAUCUUAACUAUCAUAAAGGGACCAGAGCCUUUAUGGCUCGUGAUACUGCCCUUGGUGGUAAUAAGUAGUAUUAAUUGCGUACAUAUGUGCUGUACACGUGUAGCUAUGAGAUGGUGGAUUUGCUCCCGACCCCCCC